Molecule: messenger RNA, 1616 nt
Organism: Mangifera indica (mango)
Lineage: Eukaryota; Viridiplantae; Streptophyta; Magnoliopsida; Sapindales; Anacardiaceae
Product: plastoglobulin-1, chloroplastic-like
Exons: 3
Coding region: 143-1213 (356 amino acids)
Source: RefSeq, a predicted model, not a curated record
UCUUAAAUUUUUCACUUUUUAUUUUUUUCCUUUUUAUGACGCAGAGCAGAACGGAGCUCCUUGAACUCAAAGCAAUGGAAUUCGCCGAACUCUGACAAAAAGAAAAGAAAAUCAAGCACAAUUGGCAAUCCAUUAACUCGAAAUGGCUUUGCUCCUCACCAUGCCCCCAUCUUUCUUCUCCUUUUCUUCCUCCAAAAACUCUAAACCUCUCCUCUUAUCUUCCUCUAAAAUCCCUUCUUCUCUUUCACUCUCUCUCAAAAACCCCACCAAAACCUUCACUCUCCGUCCUUUAAUCUCUCGCUCCUCUUCCCAACCCGACCCAACUCCAGAACCCGAUUCGGAACCCCCCACCGAAACCACAGUUUCCAUCACAGAUGAAUGGGGCGAAAAGACGGAGCCCGAGUCCGAGCCCGAACUCACCAAGCUGCCGGAUUCAGACCCUCCUAAGAACGAGGACGAGUGGGGGGAGUAUGUAAGCCAGGGUAACGGUAGCGCUGGACCGGCGGUGGAGGAAGAUGAUGAUAAUAAUAAAUUGCGUGAUUUGAAGAGGAGCUUGGUGGACACGGUUUAUGGGACGGAAUUCGGGUUUCGUGCCGAGGCGGAAGUUCGGGCCGAGGUUUUGGAGCUUGUUAAUCAGUUGGAGGCGCUUAACCCUACUCCCACUCCGGUAGAGGCCGGUGGGGUUCUUGAUGGCAACUGGGUCUUGGUGUACACAGCAUUUUCUGAGCUGUUACCACUUCUGGCAGCGGCUGCAACACCUUUGUUGAAAGUGGAAAGGAUAUCUCAAACAAUUGACACCAGUAGUCUCUCCAUUGUGAACUCAACUACAUUAUCUGGCCCUUUAGCUACGUUCUCUUUCAGUGUUUCUGCAUCCUUUGAAGUUCGAAGCCCUUCUAGAAUUCAAGUUCAAUUUAAGGAAGGUACCUUCCAACCUCCAGAGAUAAAGUCAACUGUUUCUCUUCCAGAAAGUGUGAAUAUUUUUGGGCAGAAUAUCAAUUUGUUGCCAGUGCAGCAAUCUGUCUCUCCACUGCAGGAGGUUGUAGCAAAUAUUGCCAGGGCAAUUUCUGGUCAGCCACCUCUAAAGGUACCCAUUCCUGGUGAACGAACCAAGUCCUGGCUUAUUAUUACAUACCUUGAUGAUGACCUUCAAAUCUCAAGAGGGGAUGGUGGUCUUUUUGUGCUUGUUAAAGAAGGGAGUCCUCUUCUUGACUAGAAAAGAGGUACAUGCCGCUGUGUUAUGAAUUAUUGCUUACCUACGCUCUCCAACAUAUCAUUUUGUGGUUUCAUCACUUAUUACAUAAUUGAAAGAGGGAAUUUAUUCUUGUCCUUUUGUAUCUCGGGCAUUUAAAUAGUGUUCUGUUUGGCUGCUGAGAACCUAGUAAAAGAAUGACAAAUUUGAAAACUUUUUGUGGUAGAUGUAGUUGUACAAAGUAGAAGUUUCUUUUGAUUGUCCUUCAAGUGCAAGUGGAUCUUAAGGUGGUUAUAUGAUAUUCUGAAAGGAGGUGAAAUGUGUCUGGUUUGUAAAUUGAUAGAAACUAAAGCGUUGAGUUUUUGACAACUUUAUGAACUAUUAGAAUUGUAUAAGAAGUUGAAAUUGGGAUGUUUGUUUGGUCAGA